This is a messenger RNA of Coccidioides immitis RS, 558 nucleotides long. RefSeq names its product succinate dehydrogenase, cytochrome b556 subunit. Gene Ontology annotation, biological process: mitochondrial electron transport, succinate to ubiquinone; tricarboxylic acid cycle. The record is from RefSeq and is a predicted model, not a curated record. Bases 1 to 558 code for a protein of 185 amino acids. Gene Ontology annotation, molecular function: electron transfer activity; succinate dehydrogenase activity. Gene Ontology annotation, cellular component: membrane. Lineage: Eukaryota; Fungi; Ascomycota; Eurotiomycetes; Onygenales; Onygenaceae. The transcript is spliced from 3 exons.
AUGACUUUACGAAUAUUAUCACCUUCGCCUCUGCGAUUCUCUCGGCUCGCUGCCGGGCAGGCGGCCAGGAUUCCAAGGACCAUUGCCGUCCCAAAUCAGCGCCGAUUCGAGUCCACCAAAGGGUGCCCAGAGGUGAGAACACCUCAAGAUGGCCAGAGAAUCCUCGCCGCCCAGCGACUGAACCGUCCAGUCUCUCCCCAUCUCAGUAUCUACAAAUUUCAGAUAACCUCCGUCGUAUCUUCCCUUGAACGUCUCACAGGAAUGAUGCUUUCGGGGGGGCUCUACCUCUUCGGCACGGCAUACGUUGUCUCCCCGUACCUGGGCUGGGAUCUGUCAUCUGCCUCUCUUGCUGCAGCAUUUGGCGCAUUGCCUUUUGCUGCCAAAGCAGCAGCCAAGUUUAGCAUUGCAUGGCCGUUUUUGUUUCAUUGCUUGAAUGGAACAAAGUAUAUGGUUUGGUCAUGGGGAAAGCUGUUGAACAACAAGGCGGUUAUUCAGGCAGGAUUGGUGACCGUGGGGACUGCCACAGCCGGAGCAGCUGCCCUAGCGUUGUUUGUAUAG